AUGGAUCAAACGGCCCAGUCGUCCUCCUAUCCUCCUCCUGCUGCCCCGUCACCUCCCCUUGUCAGGGUCGAUUCCGUUGUGUCUUGUCUCAAACCUACCUUUUUCCGACCUUCGUCUUCUUCUGGUUCAUGGUUUGCCUCUGGUUCUGGUUCUUUCUCCGCGUCCCGCACGCACAUCGCCAGGAAUCAACUCUGCGAAUGUGACAUCGCAGCCCUCACGCCGCCGCUCGCGCUGGAUGAGAUUGACGAGCAUGGCGAAAAUAUAACUGCUGUACAUACACCGAAUAUCCUCACGACCGCCCCAACGACCUUGGACUCUCCCCCUCACACUCCCCCUCGUCACACCACCGCGGAACUCAAUAACAAUCAUCAUCUCCCGCCACCACCACCAGCACAUACCCAAUCAUCUAACACAACCACAACCACACGCACCCUCGACCCCCGCAUCUCCAUCAUAACAACCACACACCCAUCCCCCUCCCCCUGUUCCAACCCGCACUACAACACAAACGCAAAUACAGACGCAAACCUGCACCCUAUCGACGCACAUCUUGUCAGCUUGAUCCUCCACCUGCAUGACGGGUGCCAGUAUGAUUGGACUGCGAUCGCGGAGCCGCUGGGGCGCAGGUGGGGCGUGCGGACGAGUAGUGCGGUUGUGCUUGGGGUUUUGCAGGGGUGUGGGCGGGUGAGGAGGGGGGUUUGGUGGGAUUGA
Messenger RNA from Pseudovirgaria hyperparasitica, 711 nucleotides. RefSeq lists its product as uncharacterized. The transcript has a single exon. Lineage: Eukaryota; Fungi; Ascomycota; Dothideomycetes; Acrospermales; Acrospermaceae. The record is from RefSeq and is a predicted model, not a curated record. The coding region runs from base 1 to 711 and encodes 236 amino acids.